GACCGGGCGUAUUGGUAAGGAAGAACGCACCUCUGAAAGUGAAGCCAUCGAAGUGCAGUAAUUUCUUUUUCCUUUUUUCAAAGAUGGAGAAAGCUUUGAGAGUUUAUGCUGAGAUGCUAAGGCUGGUGAGGCGCUUACCCAAAGACUCGAGGCCUUACUACGCUAAAUACGCCCGCGAGAACUUCGUCAAUUAUAGGGACUUCGACGCCUCCGACUCCAAAGCCCUCGACGAGCUCUUCCACCGCGCCUACAAUCACUCUCUUUGGGUCCUCAACAAGUACUCGGUGAAUGAAUCAGCUGCCCAAAAGUUGAAGGAGAUAUGUCUCAUGGAUGAAAACGUUUAAUGCCUACUAGGUGUUUGUUGUAAUGCUCAAACGAACUUCGGAUACGCUUUUUCUUUUUUAAUGCAAAUAAGUGUUGGUAUCAACGUUAUUGGCUGUUUACUGCUCUGAAUAUUAAUAUGCUGCAAUGUUGGCUAUAAAAAUCUGUUUUCUAUCCAAAGUUUCUCUUGGAUUGAAGACUUAAUGUUGAAUA
Molecule: messenger RNA, 534 nt
Organism: Gossypium raimondii (Peruvian cotton)
Lineage: Eukaryota; Viridiplantae; Streptophyta; Magnoliopsida; Malvales; Malvaceae
Product: LYR motif-containing protein At3g19508
Exons: 2
Coding region: 84-344 (86 amino acids)
Source: RefSeq, a predicted model, not a curated record